AUGGUCAGUUUCAGACUGCACCGACUGCCAUUGCGCACUGCUAUCCUCUUCAUCCUUCUCGCUGUUAUUCUCUGCACACAAGUCAGCAGCUGGAUCCCAUCGUUCGACGUCUACACCCACCUCCGGCCUCACGAUGUAGAAGAAGAACGGCCUUGCAAAGUCGACAAUUUGGUUUUGACGAGGACUGCGACCACGACAGUUUUCAGCCCACCACAAACAGUCACCGUCCAAGAACCGGUCCACACCACGGAAAGUCGCGACGUAUUCGGCUUUCCUGUCGUUGGAUCGAGAGCGCCGCCCCCCAGCGAUGCAGUAGACGAAACACGACAGACUACCCACCACUUCUAUCGUGACGAUGGACUUCUCGAGGUCAACCCAGAUGGGCCACACCCUAUUUUCGAGCUCAUGGAACAGGCAGAGCAGAGGUGGAAGAAGAAGAAUGAAAAGGCCAGCCGAACCCUUAAGGAAGCCUGCGAAGAGUACGAGAGGCGGUACAAUCGCAAACCUCCUCACGGGUUCGAUGUCUGGUGGAUUUACGUCCAAUCCUACGACGUGCGCCUUCCAGAUGAAUACGAUCAAAUUUCCAAAAACAUGGAGCCUUUCUGGGGAAUAGACCCCCGUCGUCUGCAGCAGAUUCAGCGAGAUUGGGAAGACUACACGAAUACCUUCACCGUCGGAAAGGAGACCGACACGUCCCCCAUUGAGAUGGUGAACCACGCGUUCGACGCGGAAGGCGGGAAAUCACCACGAAUGACGGGCGCCAAAAUGGUCGCUGACAUCCUCGAAGAAGUGUCUAGUUUCCUGUCCCCAUUCAGAGCCGUAUUCAGCUCCGACGACAACCCCAACCUGCACACCGAUUACGAGCUAAUGAAGAUGGCUAUCCAGGCUGGGAAGGAAGGCCGAUACAUCGAUAUCGACAACCCCCCUCCUGUAAAGUUGGAUGGUUGGAUAUCCGCCUGCCCUCCAGAUUCGCCAGCAUGGGUAAACCGCGUGGAAUACACCAACCCCCUCCCACCCCUCCCCGAACUCUCCAGGAUGAAGCAUAACACAGCCUACGCAUCCUCUCCUUCUUCCCCUGAGGCCCUGCCCCCAAAAACCUUCAUCCACAACCACAAACUCUCGAUGGACCCCUGCCUCCACCCUGCCCACCUCCUCAUGCACGGCCAAUUCAUCUCCCACGAACGCGGACCCGUCCCACACCGCCUCAUCAUCCCCCAAUUCAGCUUCAGCCCUACGUCCUUGCACCACGACAUCACAGUCGCACUAUCCAUCAACUGGAUCGACGAUAUCCGUCCAAGAGGGCACGAUCCCCUGUUUGACGACAAGGACGACGAGCGGUUGCAGUGGCGGGGGAGUAAUACAGGCAGCUGGUUCGGCGGGAACACGCAGUGGUGGGUCAGCCAUCGGACGAGGCUGGUGGAUUGGGCGAACCCCCGCCGUUUGCAACCGUCGACUGUCGACUCGGUGUUAUGGAGUCCACCAGAUAGCCGGUGGAAAGUGGGUGAACCCUCCGUGCCACCUUCGAAGUCUGCUUGGGCACCGGCGAUGGCUGACAUUGCGUUUGCGAAUAAACCUAUCAGCUGUGCGCCGGAGGUGUGCAAUGGUCGACUGGCGCAGGAAUACGAGUUCAGGCAUCCUCAUAAUAUUCCCACCCAGGGAAAGUAUAAAUACAUCAUCGACGUCGAUGGCAACGCGUGGUCUUCCAGGUUCAAGCGACUCAUAACCUCCAACAGCCUCAUUUUCAAGUCUACAAUCUACCAAGAAUGGUUCGCAGAUAGGAUAGAACCCUGGCUCCACUACGUCCCCAUCCAAAUCGACUACUCCGACCUUCUCGAUGCGCUCUACUUCUUCCGUGGCGACCCAGGCGGUCGCGGAGCCCACCCUGAGCUAGCCAAAAAGAUCGCAGAAGCGGGACGUGAAUGGAGCUUGACACAUUGGCGCAGAGCGGAUCUCACAGCUUACAUGUUCAGGCUAUUCCUGGAGUACACACGGAUAAUGUCGCCCGAAAGGGAGAACGGUGGACUCGACUAUGUCUACGACGAGGCCGACGAGUUUGACCCCGAUGUACCGGUCUUUGGCGCGGAGGAGGAGGCUGAACCUCGUAGCGGACAAUCUCUGUUCUUACGAGCAAUGGAGAAGCGUCGCCAGUGUCGCGCCCCAUAG
This is a messenger RNA of Coprinopsis cinerea okayama7#130, 2163 nucleotides long. RefSeq names its product Cap3p. The coding region runs from base 1 to 2163 and encodes 720 amino acids. The transcript has 6 exons. The record is from RefSeq and is a predicted model, not a curated record. Lineage: Eukaryota; Fungi; Basidiomycota; Agaricomycetes; Agaricales; Psathyrellaceae.